AUGUCUCCUAGCAAGUUGGGUGUUUUCGCCCAUUUGGCGCUGGCCGCCAGCGCCGUGCUCAUCCCUUCGACCAUGACGAACGUGGAAGACCUCGGAGACGACCACGCUUUUGAGUCUCUCGCCAUCAACCCCAGCCAGCGAUCCGUCGCGCUGGAGUGCCCUGGAUGCGCCGUUGCGACCUUGGAUGGAAAAGAGCUCAAGUGGAAGUCUGAUGUUGGGAGUGCCUUCCGCCUGGACUUUGACGUCGGACCCCAUGGCGACGCUUUAAACCUCAACAACGCCCAACUAUACCCGCCAUCGUUCGGCUUCCCUCCCCAGCCUUACACCCUCACACAGGUGGACCCAUCUACAAAAGAGGGUCUACGUCUGCAAAUCACGGGCUAUGAGUUCCGCUACGACGGCGCAGAGACUAUCUCAGAGGAGGGCACUGAGCUUCUUCCGAUGACCUUCCAAAUCACCUCGGUCGAAGGCACCACUGUCAAUCCUCCUGCGCUCCAGAUCAACGUGCUGAAGAACUCGGAGGGUCGCCUCAUGAUCGCAUCCUUCAACGAAGCUGAGCGUAGCCCGGCCACACCAUCAGACAAGGAGUGCAAUGAGUGGCCGCUCUACUGCAAGUGGAAGAACAUCAUGGCCGACCGCAUCGAGCAGAUCAAGGACAUGCGCAAGCCCAGGCCCGGCUGCCACAAGCGACCCCAUGCCGGUGCCCGUCCCAACAACCCCAUGGAGCAUGAGGGCAUGGCUGGAAAGCCCCCGCACCGCUUCCGCCCUGGCAAGCCUCACCCGCACCAUCACCCUCACCACAUGGGUCAACACCGUCACCACGGCUUCGCCAAGAUGGCUCGUCGCGCCUUCUUCACCAUCUUCGUCCCUAUCCUCAUCGGUAUCUUCGCUGGUACCCUUACAUACCUCGUCGGCAUGGCUCUCGGAUGUCUCAUCGCUAUUACCGUUGCCAAGGUCCGUGGCCAGCGCUACCAGCCGAUUGUUCUGGAUGAGGAGGAUGUGGAAGAGGCAGAGGAGCGUGGAGAGAAGGAGGAGUACGCCGAGCUUCCAGCAUACGAUGCUCCCCCUGUCUACGAGGAGGCUGCCGAUGAGGAGGCUGCUGUCAAGAAGACGGAUGAGACAAAGUAA
This is a messenger RNA of Alternaria incomplexa, 1128 nucleotides long. RefSeq lists its product as uncharacterized. The record is from RefSeq and is a predicted model, not a curated record. The coding region runs from base 1 to 1128 and encodes 375 amino acids. The transcript is spliced from 2 exons. Lineage: Eukaryota; Fungi; Ascomycota; Dothideomycetes; Pleosporales; Pleosporaceae.